AAUUGAUUGGUUUCAAAACUUGAUGCCUCUAAUAGGUCUUUGAUUUAUACUGUUUUCUUGUUUAUAUCCGCUUCAUAUUCAUGCUACAUGCAUUAGAUUCGUGCAUAUCGUGAUUUAUUUCUGUUAUAAGUGAUGCUCCACUUUCAAAGAUAACAAUUCAAUGAAAUAAAACUAUGAACAAUUUAUCUGUGCCAUAAGUGAUAUCUUCAAUGUUAAACAGAUUUAUUUCUCGUACUUUGAUCUUCAAAUCUCAUGUGACCCAAAUCGACCAAAUUGUUAGAAAAGCUUCAACAAUCUAUGCGCUUUCUACUGGUUUAAGUGGUAAAGGAACAGCCAUAGCUGUUAUAAGGAUCUCUGGCGAUGCGACAUUUAAUGGCCUUUCCUUGUUGGUUGGAAAUAAAUCAUGCAGAAAACUUGAAACAAAUCCAAGGAAAGCAAUUUUAUCCGACCUUAAUCAUCCAGGUACCCAUGAAUUAAUAGACAAAGGUUUGGUUUUUUGGUUUCCUAAGCCAAAUAGUUAUACAGGUGAAGAUACGGCUGAAUUGCAUGUUCAUGGAUCAAGAGCUGUGGUAUCAUUGUUACUUCGAACUCUUGGGAAAAUUUCUGAUUUCAAACCAGCUGAAGAAGGAGAGUUUACCCGACGAGCUUUUAUCAAUGGAAAACUAAAUCUUAUAGAAGCAGAAGGAUUAUCAUCAUUAAUUUCAUCCCAAACUGAUGCUCAAAGGCGUUUAGCUAUGCAAGCUUUAGACGGUAAUGUGAGUAAACUUUAUACGCAAUGGAGACAAACUGUACUCAAAUCGAUAGCUCAUCUAGAGGCGAUUAUAAAUUUUUCUGAAGAUGAAAUGAUUGAUGAGACCAUUCUGGAUAAAGUUCAAGAAGAAAUGGUUCAAUUAAAAGAGUCUAUCGGGAAAUUUCUGAAAGAAGCUUCACGAAGAAGUGAAUUAAUCAAAGGAGGUGUUAACAUGGCAAUAAUAGGUUUGCCUAAUGUAGGCAAAAGCACUUUAUUGAAUAAAUUGUGUCGUAGAGAUUUGUCUAUUGUUUCACCAAUCAGCGGAACUACUAGAGAUAUUGUUGAAGGAUACUUGGACAUCAAAGGCUGGUCCGUUCGAGUCAGUGAUACUGCUGGUUUGAAGGACACUUGCAUUCAGGAUCCAAUUGAGUUGGAAGGUAUUAAAAGAGCUAAACAAAGGGCUAUCGAGGCGGAUUUAGUACUUUUAGUUGUGGAUGGAUCGUGUUUACUUUUAGAUUCUGAGAAGACCAAUUUUACUCAAUACAUCCAAAAUUUUGAAGAUGUUUUAAGUAGUGAAAAACAGGUGAUUUAUAUCAUCAACAAGAUGGAUCUUUUAAAUGAAAGUGAAAUCAAUCGAUUGAAAAGCUUAAUUCCAGCAGAAAAUUCAUCCUUAGUUAGCUGUAAGACAGAACAGUCAUUGGAUGAACUGAUAGAAAUUAUUGGGAAUAAUAUAAGCAGUCUCUGUGGAAAUGUUCAAAAUGAACAGAUAUUCAUCACUGAUAGACACCAAACUCAUUUGAAAAAAAUUUGUGAGGCUUUAGAAAGUUCUAUGCAACAUUUUGACCACGAUCUAGCUCUUGCUGGGUUUUAUCUACGUCAGUGUGUUGAUGAAAUAUCCAACAUAACGGGUAAAAUAAGCACUGAAGAUAUCCUUGAUGUUAUAUUCAAGGACUUUUGUAUAGGAAAAUAAAGUGAUCCACCACGAAAAUUUGUCGUAACGCCUAACUAAAUGAGUCAUCAACUGAAGCUGAAGUCAUUAAUAUAUCUUGAUCCAUCGGCUGGUUUUAAAUAGCCUGUUGAAA
Tetranychus urticae (two-spotted spider mite) is the source of this 1812-nucleotide messenger RNA. RefSeq names its product 5-taurinomethyluridine-[tRNA] synthase subunit GTPB3, mitochondrial. Lineage: Eukaryota; Metazoa; Arthropoda; Arachnida; Trombidiformes; Tetranychidae. Gene Ontology annotation, cellular component: cytoplasm; mitochondrion. Gene Ontology annotation, molecular function: GTPase activity; protein binding; GTP binding. The record is from RefSeq and is a predicted model, not a curated record. Gene Ontology annotation, biological process: tRNA wobble uridine modification; tRNA methylation.